AUGUGCUCAGUGAACGUCCUGUUGGUCAUUUCGAUCAUUGGAAUCUCCGCUGGAGUCAUGGCUGGAUUGAUGUUUGGAGGAGAAUACCAUAACUGGUCGACUUGCACGAUGGCUUUCAUUUCAGCCAUUUUUGCUUCAUACGUCAGUUAUUUACAUCUCGCUUACAAGAAGAAUUGGAUGGUGACCUGGGAACCGGCCAAGUACAAGCUUGGGUUUUGGAUUGGACUUCUCGUGUUUAUUGCUUCUUUCUUGGGAAUGAUCGGAUGCCUAAUUGCGGCCGGUAUCAAGAAACAAGGAUUGACUCAUGAUGAGCUAAUGGGCGAAAACUUGUGGAUGACGGCCGUUUGGUGUUUCAUGACAGCGAAAUGGUCGUCUCAAACGGCCGUUUUCUCUCGUCGAUACUCGUCGGCGGUGAUGCGUCCACUCACAAAAACAUCGCCAAUUCACUCAACAGUUCAACUUUAU
Molecule: messenger RNA, 465 nt
Organism: Mesorhabditis belari
Lineage: Eukaryota; Metazoa; Nematoda; Chromadorea; Rhabditida; Rhabditidae
Source: the annotation of a GenBank genome assembly